This is a messenger RNA of Labeo rohita (rohu), 2872 nucleotides long. RefSeq names its product cardiomyopathy-associated protein 5. The record is from RefSeq and is a predicted model, not a curated record. The transcript has 2 exons. NCBI's taxonomy places the organism in Eukaryota, Metazoa, Chordata, Actinopteri, Cypriniformes, Cyprinidae. The coding region runs from base 290 to 2413 and encodes 707 amino acids.
UCGCAAAGUUAAACUCUGGACAGCCUCGCUGUGACCAGGAUGGGCUGAUAAAUCUUCAAGCACAAUUAAAAUUUCACCUUUUGCGGAUGACUGACACCUGCGAGUAGAUGCGCCGCGCCUCACUGCGUCCUGCAGCUCUCGCAGCGAGCGGAGGAGGAAAACGGGACGCCGCGUCAGGCUAUUUACAGAUAAUGCUGAGCCAGAGAAAGUUCCCACAGCUGAAAUGACAAGAAGAGAGCGACCCGUUCGCCUGCAAAGCGCCUCUGAUUAAUGCGACCUGCGACAGAAAAUGGAAACGAUGGAAAUAAUGGAUCCAGAGAGCCAGAUGACAGCACUGCUAGAUGAUGACACGCUGGCGGAGGAAGAAGAACAGCUGAAUGACGAGGUGGAGGAUUUGAGCAACAGUUUGAGAGAGGUCGUCCAGGAUGGGGCCGUCAAGCCGAGGCUCCACUGCCUGAUGAUGGAUCCGUCCUUCUCAAUGGUGACGGUCCAGAGCGAGGACAGCGGGAUCGUUUGGGAAACCGCUUCCAGCCGCUGCUCCACACCCUGGGCCUCCGAGUUCAACGCGCCGGCCUCCGAACUCGGAUACAGCUGCUGCGGCUCCGGAACGGCCGGCAGGAUCGUGUUCAUAAUGGAUGAAGAAUUGAUGAGCAGAAGGAAGAGGAAGCCAAAAUCAGAGAAAUCCAAGACGCGUCCUCCGGUCAGCCACGAGAUCCUCGCUGAAGCGGACAGACCGGCCAUGGUGGAAGUGUCCAUGCCGAACGUGACGCCGGAAAACGGAACGGAAGAACACAAAACGGCUGAUCUGAAAGAAGAAAAGCAUCAGCGUUUGUUCAGUCUCGUCUCUGAAGGAUCUGAAAUACUGAACAUCAUCGCUCCGCCUAAAGUCUCCACCGUGGAUGAAGAGGAGAGCAAAGGUCUGGAAGAUAACUUGUAUUACCUCGAGGAGACACCUGCUGUGAAAUCUCCAGAGAUCCCAGAUGAACCUGAGCUGGACAUUUAUACUGAGAACUCGGAGAUGGAGAAGAACGUUUCGGUGAUACCAGAGCCUGCUGUCCAGAUCCCGUUCCCACCCAUUCAAGUGUCCCGAAGAGGACAGGCGAGCGAAGACUACUUCGAGAAGUUCACGCUCCUUGACCAUCGAGCACCGUCAGAAGCGGCACCUGUUGAAGACACCCAACAGGAAACAGAGGACAAGUUCACAGAAGAACAUGAUAAAGCAGUUUAUCCUGAAGCGGAACCAGGAUCUGGACUUUCUGGAGUCUCCUCAGCUGUGAGUAUGCUGGACAUUUCUGGCGAACACUUGGACGACGUGUUUUACGGCGGAGGGAGUGAGCCACCUACUGCUGCGAGCGUUGGCGAAAAGGAACGAGAGUUUUCCAGAUCCUCACUGAAGGAAAGCGGCAGCGCCUUGUUUGGAAGCGAGGAGUCAGUCCUCACUCCCAUAUACCUUCCGGAAGGUCCUCCGAAAAUCAUUGACCCCAACUUGCUCGAGGAGCCCAAAGCCUUGGCGUUUCUCUACUCAGAUUUGUACGCAGAUGCCGUCGGUAUCAGGAAGAAGCAGGAGGAGGACGUCGAAAGCGUGACCUCCGAGAAAUCCUUCCACAGUCAAGAGUCCGACUCCGAGGACAGGGGAUACCUGGAGAAGUUCGUGCUCAAAGUUGAGACUCUGGCCGGCGUCACUGCUGAGUUACGUCCCGAAGAACGGCACGACCCGUUCGGACUCGCCGGAUACCCGGUUUACCACAAAGAAGAAGAGGAACAUCAAGCGGAAGAGCACGAAGAGAUCACAGAUUUCUUUCGAAACAGUGCAUCUUCAUCGCCCUGUGAACCUGUCGACUUUGAGCAGCUGGAGAAAGAGGAAAAGAUCGAAACUGUCAGGACGCCUCGGGUCACUUUCAAAGACGAAGCACCAAAGAUUAAGACAGAACGACAGGUGAGCGAUCAUCCGUCGUUGGCUGACGACACAGACUUCUCAGAUGAGUUUUUGCCGGUUGAAAUAAGCGAGAACUGUCCGGCGUGGGAGGACAGUUUGCCGACGGUUGUCAGAGCUCCGGUAAAAUCCACUUCGACGCGCACAGGUGAACUAAAGAAAAAACCAAAGUCACUAAAUGAUAAAAGCUCUCCAGCACCAGUGCAAACCCAAAACACCAUCAGACCCAUAAUUCCACGCCACAAACCCUUCCUGGAUCUGAGCCCGCUGCUGCCCGUCCAGACUGAGGACGAGAAAGAAACAACAGAUGGUGAAAAGGAGAAAGAGAACCCAAGCUCUGACGCCUCAUCCAGCACUAAACUAGAGGUCAGUAACCAGGACUCUUCGAUCUCCGGAGAGAUUCCUGACGUGACAGAUUCUACAGAAGAAAGCCGUGAUAAUAAAAACCCCACAAACCUGCUGCGUGAGGACAGCGCUUGAUGCUCCAGCUGACAUUUGAGCAUCGCCGAUCCGUAAGCAUCUGCGACCGUCCUUCAGCAAAACAGAAAAUGAGCAGAACAUCAUCAGGUGUCUCUGGUCUGUUGUGAUGCAUCUGAGAGGUUCGAAUGGAAAAACAGAUAGAUAUGGAAGGUAGUUCCUGUACAGUACGACUGUAGCAGCCCAAUGAGACUAAUGAACUGUUUACAGAUUACAACUCACCUACACAUCUCAGAACAAGUAAACGAUUAAAAAAAGGAAUAAUGUAUAAUAACCUGGGCUUAAAUGAUGUACAUAUGGUUAUAAUGGUCACUUCAAUAAGUGAAACCAUGUAGUUAGUUGUGCUGCUCAGGAUUCAGCAUAUGUGCAUGUGCAGAGGAAGUGCAGGUUUGUCUGUGUACUUUAUUUUAAAAUAAUCAGGCACAAACAUUUGUGAAUACAAAGAAUAAAAUUAUAAACUUG